AACCAACGCCUAACCUGUCGGAAGGAAAAAAACGGUGAGUAGAGUAGAAAAAUCCGCUUUGAACGGCAAAAUUCGUGUUCUUUCCUCAAGUGGACUCGCGCAGUAGAACAUUUGGAACAUUUGCGACUCACACCGAGUGGAAAAAUGCAGACUAUAAAGUGUGUAGUUGUCGGGGAUGGUGCGGUAGGAAAGACCUGCUUACUCAUCUCCUACACGACCAACAAGUUCCCCUCAGAAUAUGUGCCUACGGUUUUUGACAACUAUGCAGUGACUGUGAUGAUCGGGGGUGAGCCUUACACACUAGGCCUUUUUGACACAGCAGGUCAGGAGGACUAUGACAGGCUCCGUCCUCUCAGCUACCCACAGACAGACGUGUUCCUUGUCUGCUUCUCUGUCGUGUCCCCAUCAUCAUUUGAAAAUGUCAAGGAGAAGUGGGUUCCUGAGAUUUCCCACCACUGCCCACGCACGCCUUUCUUGCUGGUGGGAACUCAGGUGGACCUGCGGGAGGACAGCAACACCAUUGAGAAGCUGGCCAAGAACAAACAGCGCCCCCUGUACCCCGAGAGCGCCGAGAAGCUGGGCCGGGAACUCAGAGCCGUUAAAUACGUCGAGUGCUCUGCUCUCACACAGCGAGGCCUCAAGAACGUGUUUGACGAGGCCAUCCUGGCCGCCUUGGAGCCCCCCGAGACCAAAACCAAGAGGAAGUGCGUCCUGCUAUAGACGAGCGGCAGUCAGAGACCCAACGGUAUACGAGAAAACAUUGUGGUGGGGAGGGGGGCGGGGGGAAACAUCGAGUUCAGUGGCCAAUUAGGACAAUGGGGAAGGUACAAAGAGACUUAAAAGGGGGUUGUGCUGUGUGUGCCUUCAAAAAUAAAGAGUUGAACGAAGCAAAGGGAGUGAAAGGUCAGUGUGCAGUACAGCAAACGCGAGUAGCCUCAGUCGUCUUCUCAUCGGUGAAACCUUUUCAAUAGUCGCGUUCUCCACAAAUGGGGCAGGAACCCUUCACCUCCCUUAAAAGAGCUUUUUUUUUUUGCGAUGACGUCAUUUGCUUUUGACUCAUAUGGCCUUCUGAAGCUUUUCCCCAAUUUGAUGGAGUGAAAAAGACAAAAAAAUAAUUUGUAGUAAACUUUGGUUAUGAUGUAAAGGGGCAACUCAAAUCAAAAGUGGUACUCUCAAAUCUUUUCUGACUGAUUUGAAUGACGAGCACACGAGAUUUAUUUCGUACACUCCAAAGGCUGUGCUCCGUAAGCGCUUCUUCCUUCCAAACACUCGGUGAUUAGCGGGGAGGCCAUUUUCACUUUUUUUCCCUUAUGCGGGUGACUUAAAGAAUUUAUAUUUUAUUCCUUCUUUUGUGUAUAUUGCAUUGAUUUUAUGUGACUUUAUUUUGGGACCUUUUUAGCAGUCAUUUUUUUUCCAUUUUGAAAAUUGGUUUUAUUUGUGUGUUUGUGACAUCACUAGACUACCAACAGGGUGAUUGUUAAUGCAAAACGACAAAAAUUAAGCUGUAAUCUUUUGCAUCCAUCUCAAUCUUGAACGAUUAAGAUGUUAACCUUUGCUAGUAAAUUGGUGGGAAUUUGUAAUCACACAAUAUUUGUAAUAAAAUGGUUUAACGGA
Molecule: messenger RNA, 1614 nt
Organism: Syngnathus acus (greater pipefish)
Lineage: Eukaryota; Metazoa; Chordata; Actinopteri; Syngnathiformes; Syngnathidae
Gene: cdc42l
Product: cell division cycle 42, like
Exons: 6
Coding region: 145-720 (191 amino acids)
Biological process (GO): modification of synaptic structure; small GTPase-mediated signal transduction
Cellular component (GO): dendritic spine
Molecular function (GO): GTP binding; GTPase activity
Source: RefSeq, a predicted model, not a curated record